AAAGCCAUUUCCUUCUCCCCUCUCUCUCUUUCUUUAUCUUGGCUUGGCGUUGCCUCUAUCUUUUUCUUUUUUGAGAAGUGCAAGAAGAGGAAUGGAAAUUAAAGGAACUCUCCGCUGUCACCACAUCCACAUGCAAUCCUCUUCCCCUUUAUAACUAGCUUAUUAUUAUUACUCACUCUCUUCUUCUUAACUUUUUCCUUUUUUCUAGCUGAGAGAACUUCUUCAUUCCCCACCCCAGCUGAAGAAAUGACUAAACAAGAUGACUUUAAGCUUCUCAAGAUCCAGACGUUUGUUCUCAAAGUGAACAUACAUUGUGAAGGUUGUAAGCAGAAAGUGAAGAAACUCCUUCAGAGGAUUGAAGGUGUUUACCAAGUAAACAUAGAUGCAGAUCAACAGAAGGUCACAGUAUCAGGAAGUGUAGACUCUGCGACAUUGAUUAAGAAACUAGUCAGAGCCGGUAAACAUGCUGAGGUUUGGUCCCAAAAGUCCAACCAAAACCAAAACCAAAAACAAAACGACUACUGCAUCAAAGAUGACAAGAACAACAAAACCCAAAAGCAAGGCAUCAUCAAAGGCCUAGAAGGCUUAAAGAACCAGCGAAAGUUUCCUGCAUUUAGCUCUGAAGAAGAUGAUGACUAUUUUGAUGGUGAUGAUGAAAACGAUGAGGAGGAUGAGCUCAGAUUUCUCAGCCCAAGUCAUCUUGGUCUACUCAGGCAGCAAAUUGAAGCAAGCAAUGGAAAGAAAAAUAUUAGAGCCAUGGCAGCAGCUCCCAACAAUGGUAAUAAGAUGAACAACAAUGUUGGGAAUGGAAAUGCCCAAAAGAAAGGGAACCCAAAUCCAAAUCAGAACAUGGUACUGAAGGUUAAUCCAGGUGGGAUAGAUCAAAAAGCCAUGGCAGCUUUGAAAGUGAACAAUGCCCAAUUAGGAGGUGGAAACAUAAGUUCUGGGGAAGGAAAAAGGGCAAAUGACAUUGCAACCAUGAUGAACCUUGCUGGUUUUCAUGGAAAUGGUGCUAAUUUUGCUAAUUCAGCUGCUGCUUUAGGAUGCAAUCCCAACGGUUUAGGAGGGUUUCAACAAGUUCAAUCCAAUAUAGGGUAUCAAGGAUCACUUGCAGGAGGCCUCCCUGGUGGUGGAUAUGCCGCAGGGCAACAUCCAUCAUCUAUGCUGAUGAGCAUGAAUGGAUACAACCAUACAGCAGCAGCAGCAUCCGCGAUGAUGAACAUGCAAAACAGGCAUAUACUGCAGCAGCAGCAACAACCUCAACCUCAGAUGAUGUAUCACAGGUCUACUUUUGUCCCAUCUAACACCGGCUAUUACUAUAACUACAGCCCUGCUGCAUAUCCUUACAUUGAGCAACCCAAUUACAAUGUGAGCAAUUCUGCAGCAACCCACACGUUCAACGAUGAAACCACUAGCAGCUGUUCAAUUAUGUAACAGAAAGAAUGUAGAAAUUCAUCCCAACUCCUGCCCCUCCCCCAACCCCCACACCCCCAAAAAAGGGAGGCAGGGAUGGGAUAUCUUGGUGAAUUUUAUGAUUAUAUUGUGUAGUUCUUGGGUGAUGUUUGUUUUUAAUCUCUCCUCUUUUUUUUUUGUUUCAAGACUGACUUGGUUUGCAAACCACAUGCUACUAGUAAAUAAUGAAAAAGAAAUGAUUAGUGUAUAUAUAAAAAAAUAUGGUGCAUUA
Molecule: messenger RNA, 1684 nt
Organism: Manihot esculenta (cassava)
Lineage: Eukaryota; Viridiplantae; Streptophyta; Magnoliopsida; Malpighiales; Euphorbiaceae
Product: heavy metal-associated isoprenylated plant protein 37
Exons: 3
Coding region: 247-1434 (395 amino acids)
Molecular function (GO): metal ion binding
Source: RefSeq, a predicted model, not a curated record